AUGCGACUCGACAUCAUGAAGCCGUUGGGACUGGGGUCCUUUUGCGCUUCAAUUUUCCAGUUCCUUUGCAGUGAUCAGAACCAGAUCACUCAUCAUCCGGUGCUACCUCCAUCAUAUCCACUGGCGGUCCGCAACCCAUACCUCUCGACAUGGAUGCCAAGCGACCGGGUAGAGCAACUGCCCUAUGCAACUUCGCAAUUUUGGGCCGGCCAAGAGCUCGGGUGGUCGGUGCUGGUCCGCGUGGAUGGGCAAGUGUAUAGCUUGAUGGGAGUACCGGAAUUGAAAGUCCACCAAAUUCGCCCAGCUAUUGUGCGCCGUGCUGAGUUCACCUCAACCCAUUCAAUCUUUGACUUGACAGCCGGCUCGGUGGGAUUUACUUUAGACUUCUUUUCCCCAGUCUCGCCCUCGAACUAUCUGCGCCAGUCGCUCCCUUUCAGUUAUUUGACAGUAAAAGUCAGCCAUUCAUGGGGACAUGACAUUCAGAUCUACUCGGACAUUGAUGGAAGAUGGACUGGCCAACAAGAUCGCUCAACUCACAACUUUGAAAAGCAUGAUGAAGUAGCCUUUCAUAGUCUUUCGGUUGAAGAUGCUGCACAGUACGCGGAAGCUAGCGACAUGGCACUCUGGGGCCAAGCUAUCCUUGCUUCACGUUCAACAGAUGAAAGUGAUCUCUCUGCGCUCUCUGGUGACCCACGAGUCGUCCGCGCGCAGUUUGUAGCUCAUGGCGAUUUGUCACAAGAAGAUUCUAUUUGGUCCUCAAAGAGCGUCAUUGCUUUGGCUCAUGAUCUGGGAUAUGUUAUCGGAGAUGCUUCGGUAAACUUCGCUGUUGGCUACGAACGAAAAGAGGCCAUCAACUACCUGGGUGAACCGUACACGGGUUUCUACCGGGCUGAGUAUCCAACCACCCAUGAAGCACUCGCAUUCUUUUUCGAUGAUUACAAGGAUGCUUUGCUGGAAUCCUUGGAACUAGAUGAGGAACUCUCUGCAUUUUCAACCGCUGCUGCCGGUCCAAAGUAUGCAGAUAUCGUGGCCUUGUCCACCCGUCAGGCAUAUGGAGGUAUUGACUUGACAAUUCCAAAUGAUUCCCUAGACACCGAUGGGGUUUUGGCAUUCAUCAAGGAGCUUUCAAGCGAUGGCAAUGUCAAUACCAUCGAUGUCAUCAUGCCGGCUUUUCCCAUUUACUGGGUCCUCGAUCCUGAUUGGAUUCGUCUAUUGCUGGAGCCGAUAAUGCAAUACCUGGAUGCUGGCCGUUGGAAGCUCCCAUACACCAUCCACGACCUUGGGUCUCACUACCCACACGCGGUUGGGCAUGACGACCAACACGCAGAGCCCAUGCCCAUUGAAGAGUGCGGGAAUUUGCUUGUUUUAGCCCUCGCUUAUGCUCGUGCGACUGGAGAUAAAAGCUGGACCGAUCAAUAUAUGGAUAUCUUCCAGAAAUAUGCAGAUUACCUGGUUGACAACAGUAUCGACAUUGCCAAUCAGCUGUCCUCAAAUGAUGCUGCCGGUCCUCUUCCCAAUGAAACUAAUCUCGCUAUCAAGGCUGCCAUUGGAAUCAAGGCAUUUGGAGAGCUGAGUGGAAGAACUCAUUACUCUCAAAUUGGCGAUGAGCAUGCCGACCUAUUCUAUGCGCAAGGGUUGGGGACCGAUGAUGAGCAAACGCAUUUUAUGUUGGAAUACCCCGAUUUCCCCAAUACAUGGAAGAUUCCAUAUAAUCUUUACCCAGACGUGCUGCUAGGGCUGGACGUUUUCCCUAUGGAAGCGUAUCUCAUGAGCAGCAAGUUCUUCUCUUCUGUUAGAGGUGAGUACGGUGUGGCACUAGAUAACCGACAGGAUUGGGCCAAGUCAGACUGGAACAUGUGGCUGGCUGGCACUUUUGAGAAAGACACACGGGACGAGUUCGUUGAUGAUCUAUGGGCAUUCAUGACAAAUGGCAAACAUAACUGGCCGUUUUCCGAUCGCUAUGUUUCCACCUCCUCCAAAGGAAAUGAGCCUGGCGUGCCAGUGCUAUGCCGUGCACGUCCCACCGUGGGGGGUCACUUUGCACUUUUGGCAUUGAAGGGACCCCAGUCGAUCCAGUCUUUGUCAAAGCACAAGUCUCGCAGGCCCUCGAACAAGUAUGAUAGAUUCUCAGACCCUGGUGGCGACCUGUGA
Penicillium macrosclerotiorum is the source of this 2151-nucleotide messenger RNA. RefSeq names its product putative glutaminase. NCBI's taxonomy places the organism in Eukaryota, Fungi, Ascomycota, Eurotiomycetes, Eurotiales, Aspergillaceae. The transcript has 2 exons. The record is from RefSeq and is a predicted model, not a curated record. Bases 1 to 2151 code for a protein of 716 amino acids. Gene Ontology annotation, biological process: carbohydrate metabolic process.